CUGGCCUCUCAUUCUCCUUAAGCAUAAGACAGCAACAAGCGACAGAGCCCCUUAGCGGCCACCAAUAAUCACUUUCUCUAUGCUUCUCUAGUCUCUACUAGCUAGCAAGUUCCUCUUACUAGGCAGCAAGCUAAAGUUGGUGUGGAGGUAGCUAGGAUGGGAGGGAAGUCGCCCUUCUCCUUCUUCUGCCCGAUAUUCAGCUUCCUGUCGAGGUCGAGUUCGAGCUCGAGGUACGACGACGGCUACAUGAGCGAUUGGGAGGGCCGGCCGAGGUGCGGGAGCAAGGUGCGGUCCAGCGACGAGGACUCCGGCUGGUGGGUCGGCGAGCGCGACGUCGACCGCAAGGCCGCCGACUACAUCAACGACUUCCACCAGAAAAAGGCACCACCAACACCUAGCUACUCCUAGGUAGCAUGCAACACUCGAUCAUGCAACCGUGUACCAGGAGACCAGGGCAUGAAGGUUCUUGAAUGGUUCCUCUUGUUAUCAUGCAUGUUCAGUUGUGUGGAUUUAGAGGAGGUACGAAUAAUUUUUGCUUGGCAGAUGUAGAUCUCUGUGUUCGUGUGUGUGCGUGUGGGGUGGGGGGAUCACAGGGAUGCGUCACAGAUGUAUUUGUUGUUUGCUGCCAAAUUAAGCGAUGAUCAUGAAUGUAUAGUGUGUUUC
Molecule: messenger RNA, 663 nt
Organism: Triticum aestivum (bread wheat)
Lineage: Eukaryota; Viridiplantae; Streptophyta; Magnoliopsida; Poales; Poaceae
Exons: 1
Coding region: 157-408 (83 amino acids)
Source: RefSeq, a predicted model, not a curated record